AGAUUUACAAAUUUGUGGAGAGAAAUCCUAAGAGAAUUGGGCCGAAAGAGAUUUGCCAAUUUCAAGAAGGUUUGAGGCUGGAUUCUCAAGCAGACACCACACUACGGCUCGUUUCAGCUGGCACCUCCACUGCACAUGGAUUCAACUUGAAACAAACAAAGAGGAAAUGGGAGGCCAUUAAUGGAAGUCGGGAUCCUGGGCAUUGUCCCCUCGCCUUAGCUUUACCUUGUUCAACAAGCUCCUCGGAAAGCAGUAAAAGGAGCUCAGGAACUAUUUGCACAUCCUCAUCAGCUCAUGUGGCUGAUGAAGAAUGUUCCAUGGAUCUCGAUCUAAAUUUCGAACUGAAACUAAAUUCUGAAAAUAAAAAUUUACCCAAGGUCCCUUGUGUCACCACUUCAAAUCCAGUAUCCACAAAUCUUGUUAUCGAUCUUCAGUUGAGUUUAUCUGUUGGAGCAUCUGCGUCAUCUAUCACAAGCGAGCAUGAAGCCCCUGCAAAACAUCUAAUUAGCCUAGAGGCUUCAACUGUCAAUUUUCCUGAGCCAGCUAUUGAUGAUGGAGCCAUUUCUUCGUGCUGGAAAAAUGACAGCCGUCGAAUUCCAUACAGUUACAACGCGGUAUCAACAAUGCCCAUCAGAGUUCCAAAUUCAAACCUGUUAUUGAUUUUCCCUGAGGCACCAAAAACCCCAGUUGAGUGUGCUUCAGCGAACAUCGAAAAGAAAAAUCGAAGCAGCAGCAGCACAAAAAAUUGUCAUUUUCCUGGUUGUCUGAAAGGAGCCAGGGGUGCUUCUGGACUCUGCAUUGGCCAUGGCGGAGGUCGAAGAUGCCAGAAAGCUGGUUGUCACAAAGGAGCUGAAGGACGGACCAUAUAUUGUAAGGCUCAUGGAGGCGGCCGUCGCUGCGAGUUUCUCGGCUGCACGAAAAGUGCUGAAGGUCGCACCGAUCUUUGCAUCGCACAUGGCGGUGGUCGCCGAUGCUGCAAUAAUGGUUGCAUGCGUGCUGCAAGAGGAAAAUCUGGAUUAUGCAUCAGGCAUGGUGGCGGCAAGAGAUGCCAGAAGGAAAACUGCACGAAGAGUGCGGAAGGCCAAUCAGGCUUAUGCAUCGCCCACGGUGGAGGCAAACGUUGCCAGUUCCUAGAAUGCACAAAAGGCGCGCAGGGGAGCACGAUGUACUGCAAAGCUCAUGGUGGGGGAAAGCGGUGUUCUUUUCCCAACUGCAGCAAAGGUGCAGAGGGAAGCACUCCCUUCUGUAAAGGGCAUGGUGGAGGUAAGCGAUGCUUGUUUCACGGUGGCGGUGUGUGCACUAAGAGCGUUCAUGGCGGAACGCAUUUCUGCGUAGCUCAUGGUGGCGGUAAGAGGUGCGCUGCGCCGGAGUGUACGAAGAGCGCAAGAGGUCGAACGGAUUACUGUGUUCGUCACGGUGGGGGGAGGCGAUGCCAGUCUGAGGGAUGCGGGAAGAGUGCACAGGGAAGCACAAAUUUCUGCAAGGCACAUGGAGGUGGGAAAAGGUGUUUGUGGGGCGAAGCUGGGUCGGAUAUGGGUGGUGGAGGGUCUCGGUGUGAUAGAUUUGCUAGGGGAAAGCUUGGCCUUUGUGCUUCUCACCUGGCCUUAGUGCAGGACCACCAGGUUCAUGGUGGAGAGACCAUUGCAAUUCUCAGUGCUGAUAAAGCAUUAGCUACCAAAGCUGAUAAGAUGAAGGGAAUUGCUGUUGAAGAGGGAAGCAGUGUUCUGAGCUGGAGUAAACUGGAUCCCGUAACUUCUCUAAAGGCUGGAGCAGCUUCUCUUCCAGAAGGUAGGGUUCAUGGAGGGAGUCUUAUGGCUUUGCUUGCAGGUGGUUCUAUAGCCGAUCAUUUCGCAAGCCAUGGCGCGGGUGCAGCACUUCAAGAUUGAAUGAAGUUUCAUUGUACACCAUGAAUCAUGGAAAUUUGUAAAAGAAAACCAAUUAUUUUUCUUGUUUGGAUGGGGUCUUCUGUGAUUAGUUUGCUUAGUUUUGUAGUUUUCUUUUCCCCCCUAAUUUCAGCUAGUUUUUCUUAAUUGGAUGCGUGUAGCAGGUGAGGAAACCAUGUUUUUUCAUCUGUUAUUGUGUUUGAUGUUCUGUUGACCCUACCCCUUUUGUUAAAAGAAUAAGGAGGGUAGGACUAUGGUCUAUGGGUUCUUUUAGCUUUUCUGUAGAUUUAAAUGUAUAGUAGGGAACUUUGUCA
Molecule: messenger RNA, 2197 nt
Organism: Phalaenopsis equestris
Lineage: Eukaryota; Viridiplantae; Streptophyta; Magnoliopsida; Asparagales; Orchidaceae
Exons: 2
Source: RefSeq, a predicted model, not a curated record